Messenger RNA from Cuscuta campestris, 1374 nucleotides. NCBI's taxonomy places the organism in Eukaryota, Viridiplantae, Streptophyta, Magnoliopsida, Solanales, Convolvulaceae. The record is from the annotation of a GenBank genome assembly.
GGCUAGAAAAGAUGUUAGGAAAUCUCAUUUUGAUGUAAUCGAAAAAGUAAUUUCGCAGCACACGGUACAUAUCCUGGAAUUCGUCUUUGUGUUUCCUAACCGCCAAGAAACAUACUGUUAGGUAUCGGUCACUUGACAUGGAUCGGUGGUUGCAUUCAAUCUCACGACAAGGUGUUCAGCAAAUGUACCUCCAUUUUGGGCACCACGAAUACAUACUUCCAGAUUGCAUAUUUUCGUGCUCAACACUCAGUAGAUUGCAUCUGCUAUGGCUUUGUGUUACCCCAAACGGCUCCUUUACACCAUCCAGUUUACCGAAUGUUACGUCAUUUCAUUUUGAACACGUUGAUUUUGGUUCUAGAAAGUAUUCUUUUCACCCUGUUGAUGUUCCUAGGCUGGAGAAUCUCUCAUUUAUUGCUUGUGAAUACAUUUUCAACUGCGACAUUACUCUUAAGAAUCUUCGCAGUUUGAAAAUUAAGGGAUGUUUUACUUCUCUUAGUAGCCAGCAACUAUGCGAUUUUUCUGCCUUUAUCUUUGACGUGACGUCUGUUUGCUAUCUCGAGCUGGACAAUGUGAGUUGUCUCUAUGUACUUUAGCUUGACAUUUACUUUUUGACCACUAUAUUUAUGGUAUAUAACUCUACAUUUGAUGUGAUCUAACUUUACUUCCAUGAUUUCGUAGUUGGACCUGGGGAAUUAUGCUAUAAGGAGGCUUUUGCAAGAGCUGCCCUCACUUAAUGUUGAACUGCUCAAGCUAUGAGAUUUUCAUUACCUUCCCGGUGUCACUUUUUCUGCAUAUGCUUGCCUGCUGUGCAAAUGCCCAAAGUUGAGAAAAAUUGAUAUUGGAUUGAAAUGUGGUUGGAAAUGGGAUGCUAAAAGGUUUUUAGAUGAAACGUCGAAGUAUCUGAUUGAGUUUCGCGGAGCAUUAAUGGGAUUGGGAGCGUCUCUUGUUCUGAAGUUGACGGGUUUUGCAGGAUUGAAACUGCAAAUGGCUUUCAUCAAGGAUGUACCUGCACUGGUACCAACUCUUGUGAAGCUCAAUAUCAUACACUAUCCCGUGAGAUUUGACUGGGAAAAUGGCCAUGAGAUUAGGGAUAGAAUUUCAAAGUUUUUCUGCGCAUAUGCAAACCCAGAAAUUGUGUACAAGUGAGUUUUACAUGAUGGGUUUUGAGACAUUCUAUGAUAUGCAAGAGACAAAUAUUGCCACGUUUAAAGAUGUUUUGCUUAUUGGGGUCGGGUUCUAAUCUGAAUCUCAAUUACUUAUUCAUUGAUUCAUAUUCUUUAUUGUGUUGGGAAAUUCAUUAACCCAAUUAUUCAUUGCAAGUCUUAAACAAACUCUCUCUUCUUUUCAUUUUUUAAACAAAUUUUUGUUGUUGUU